AUGGCCGCAUCAAGUCGCAUGGGAAAGUUCACUCUUGGCCCUGAUUGGAUUCCGCGCAAACUGGAAGUCGAGAUUGACCUUGGUCCUCGUAUUUACACAGAUAAUAAAGAGCUCAGUCCUCUUGGUCCAUCGCUUGACUGGCAUCUCGACUUACGAGCCUAUAGAGCCGGGGGAGGUCUUCAACCUGGGGAACAGCCACUAUCGGAUGGUGAUAAUGCAGGCAGUACUAUGAUUAUCUGUAUAAAUAGAUCUUUUGACCAAUUAUUGCAUGAAAGCAUGCUUUUUUCUUAG
Molecule: messenger RNA, 291 nt
Organism: Protopolystoma xenopodis
Lineage: Eukaryota; Metazoa; Platyhelminthes; Monogenea; Polystomatidea; Polystomatidae
Source: the annotation of a GenBank genome assembly